CAGACCGAGGCGUGGUCAGUCAGGGCGAACAGGUGGGACAGUCGGUACAGCUGCAGUCACACUCCAUCCACGGGAUAAACACCGUGUUUUCUGUCCGGUAAACUAACACAUACAGCUGCGACAAGAUGCCAAAGUGUCCCAAGUGCAACAAGGAAGUUUACUUCGCCGAGAAGGUGACGUCACUGGGCAAGGACUGGCACAGGCCCUGUCUGAAGUGUGAGAAGUGCAACAAGACGCUGUCAUCAGGCUCACAUGCAGAGCAUGGCGGCAAGCCAUACUGUCACAACCCCUGCUACAGUGCAAUGUUUGGACCUGGAGGUUUUGGACGUGGUGGAGCCGAGAGCCAUAAAUAUUAAACAGACAAGUAGUGUGCACGUUCUUCAUUUGAUCACCAAACCAUUUGCUUACAUUUGUUUAUGUCAUUAAUUUUCAUGCUGUUUGUUAAAACAAGCAGACUUUGACUCUAAGCAAAUCCAUGCUUGUACUUUGCACUGCCUAAUGUGUUUUCUCUGCUUCAUCACCAUGUUGGUCGCCUGGAAACUAGAUUGAGGAGGCCAUCAUUGCUCACGAGUCCCCAUAAAAGCCAGGAGACAAACUGCGUUUUUGUUCAGAAGAAAAUUUAGUGUCCAUGAAUUUUUAUUGUCUUUUUUGUCUCUGAAGGUGAUUGUUUCUCAUGAUGCAGCAAUGAACUGAUUGUCGUCUAAUUCCUUCUUGUUCUCACAUUGAACAUCCUGAUUAAACACUUUUUGAAUUUGU
Plectropomus leopardus (leopard coralgrouper) is the source of this 756-nucleotide messenger RNA. RefSeq names its product cysteine-rich protein 1 (gene crip1). Lineage: Eukaryota; Metazoa; Chordata; Actinopteri; Perciformes; Serranidae. The record is from RefSeq and is a predicted model, not a curated record.